CGUAGGUAAUCAGCUAAAGCUACAAGUUUCCUCUCAGGGUGUCGGAACUCAGCAUAUUGAAGAAUUAACAGUUUCAAAAGAAAGAGAAGAAAAAAAUGGCAGUCUACCAUGUUGUGCUCUUCAAACGGAAGCCUGAAGUCAGCGACGGCCAAAUAGCGACAUGGAAGGCAGCAGCCUCAGGCAUGGUCGGCAGAAUCCCCGGCCUACACUCGCUCAAGGUCGGGCCUCCACACGCCAGCACCGCGCAUCGAUCGCAAGGAUUCAACGUCGCUGUCAUCGCCGUGCUGGACGGGGCAGACACGAUCAAGGUCUAUGCUGAGCAUCCGGUGCACUUGGAAUUGCUCAAGAUGGGAAGGGAAUUGUUUGCGGAGAACUUGGCGUAUGACAUGGAGUUUUGAGAGAGAGAGGAAGCUGAAGCAAGGGCUCGUAUUUUCAUUCCGGCUUGGUUCGAGAGAGGCUGGAUUCAUGCAGCCUGCCUGCACUUCUUCUCAGGUGAGGACGGACACUGUGUCGUGGCGAUGGGAUGAUUUCUUACCUCUUACUUACCUCUUUUUCCCUCUUCUUCGUCUUCUUCAUCUUCUUUUACUUUUGAUUCGCACACACAUAUAUACACCGUACUAGAACCCGUUAUACCGUUCUCAUCUCGGCUCUCUUCCGUUCACGUCAUGCACGUUUAAAAACCCCGUCUGCCGCAGCGACCGACCGACCGUAAAGUGCGGCGGAAUAGAGAAUACUAAUUAAUUAGCUGCAUGGAUGGAUGGGAUGCA
Pseudovirgaria hyperparasitica is the source of this 767-nucleotide messenger RNA. RefSeq lists its product as uncharacterized. The transcript is spliced from 3 exons. The coding region runs from base 96 to 398 and encodes 100 amino acids. NCBI's taxonomy places the organism in Eukaryota, Fungi, Ascomycota, Dothideomycetes, Acrospermales, Acrospermaceae. The record is from RefSeq and is a predicted model, not a curated record.